AUGCCAAGCCAAUUUUUGCACCAGCAGGCAUCUGGUGCUGUCGCUAAAGUGAGUGCCACUAAAGCAGCCAGGAGGUCACUAAAGCGACCAGGCGCUUAUCAUUACGGAGUCAAGUAUAAGACAUUGUUGACUAAUGAUGAAGCCUCUCCACUAGAGGAGAUUGUAACUGUUUCCGAGGUCCGCCAUGUUCUACCUGAUCAGCAAACUGAAACAAUGUUUGUGAAAAAUGACUUCCGUCUAUACGACAUGGUUGAUAUGUUUGCGAAUGAUGGCUGGUGGUUCUGGCUUAUCACUGGUAAAAUUGGGCAAAAGUACUAUGUCUAUUUUCCUACUAAUGGGGAUAACAUUGAAUAUCCUAGUGAUGUGUUGAGAUUUCAUCAAGAAUGGUCUCAUGGCGAGUGGAUAUAUCUUCUCAGGACAAGGGAAGAUUUUUGA
Solanum dulcamara is the source of this 435-nucleotide messenger RNA. RefSeq names its product protein AGENET DOMAIN (AGD)-CONTAINING P1-like. The record is from RefSeq and is a predicted model, not a curated record. The transcript has 2 exons. NCBI's taxonomy places the organism in Eukaryota, Viridiplantae, Streptophyta, Magnoliopsida, Solanales, Solanaceae. The coding region runs from base 1 to 435 and encodes 144 amino acids.